This is a messenger RNA of Cylicocyclus nassatus, 995 nucleotides long. NCBI's taxonomy places the organism in Eukaryota, Metazoa, Nematoda, Chromadorea, Rhabditida, Strongylidae. The record is from the annotation of a GenBank genome assembly.
UUUUUAGGUGCGUUUGGAUAUGUCAGAACGGGAAAAGGCAUUUGAAAGUGCUCGCACACUUGGUGAAGCUGGAAAGAUAGAUGAGGCACUAGAAGCACUAACAAAUUACACCUCUGAGCCAGAAACGGAGUAUACCGUCUCCGAGAUGGAAGUGAUCAACACUAUAAUAACAGAGAAGCUUACAAGUGUUUCUUUUGAAGAGAAGAAAGACGCAUGCAAUGUUUGCAUUACGCUGCUCGAGGGAAUCAAAUUAGUGAAAGAUGGUGCAUGGCUAUCGCUAUACAGUGAAUCUGUCUAUGAAGCAUUUAGCAGAAUGAGUAUAUGCGCUAGAGAUGAAGAGCGACAGCUUUUCUGGAACAGACUCAAGGAGCUGUUUUACGAGAUCAACCUGGCAGCCAAGAAAGUUUGGCGAGAUAAGAACUAUCCAGAACGUUUGGCUAUCUACGUUCUAUAUGCGAAAUUAUGCAAAAGCUGGCUGGAUGUAGCUGACGAGGAAUCAUACAAGCUCUGUGAAACUGAAGCCAAAGAAGCCAAAUUCUUCGGUAAAGGCACACUUGACGACGAUCAGUGGAGGGAGUCAAAUCGAUCCAUUGAACAAAUCAAAAAAUUGAUAGGCGACGCUUUACACGAGCGUGAACUCAUCGAUGAUGAAUCGGAUUGACGAACAUCGAUGUGAUUUAUGUACAUAGAGCUUUGAAUUGCUAUUAUACUGCGCACAUACGCAUGAUCUACGUGUACAACUCUUUCAAAAUUUACUUCUUGAAGAAGUAGGAUCUUUGGAAAAAGUCGUUACGAGCUAUUGUUAGUAGUGAUGCAAACAAGACAAAACAUUAUAGAAUUCUGAAAUUUCUAUUGUUAACUGAUGUGUGUUAUUUUUUGGUGUCAUAAUUAGUACUGGAAUUUACAUGAAAGUCCAUACUAAACAACUUGUUCUUUGAUUUUCAGAUUGUAUGUGAGACAAUUUUGUGGCUAUCAAAUCUUAACGAAUUAUGCUA